Messenger RNA from Lampris incognitus (smalleye Pacific opah), 864 nucleotides. Its product is annotated as hemopexin-like. The transcript is spliced from 6 exons. The coding region runs from base 1 to 825 and encodes 274 amino acids. Lineage: Eukaryota; Metazoa; Chordata; Actinopteri; Lampriformes; Lampridae. The record is from RefSeq and is a predicted model, not a curated record.
AUGACGGAUCUUGCAUGGAAGCAUGCCAAGCAAAGCGUGUUUAGGAGAAGUGAUGGAACCAGCUUCAAGGAGGAUCUCACCACCAGUGACAAAGCAGCAAGGGGUCAUCUGUGGCCAGGGGUGGAGAAGACGGCAGUUUGCAAGAAUUUCUCCAUACGUCAGUCAGAAAGCUCCUCUCCCAUCUUUCUUUACAUCUGUGCCUUGGAGAGCCUUUGCUUUUUUUGCUGUACAGGUCGUUUGAGCAGCCACACCGACAGAGAGCGCUGCAGCCAGGUUCCCCUGGACGCCGUCGCCUCAGACGGUCUGGGGAGAGGCAUCGCCUUCAGAGGUGAUUACUUCUUGCGUGAGGAUGAAGGGAAGAGCUGGCAUGCAUUUCCUACUGCAGAGUUCUUCAAGGAGGUGAAGAGUGACGUGGACGCUGCUUUCUCUCAUGCAGGCCUACUUUACAUCCUUAAGAAUGACCAAGUAUUUGCCUAUAAGUCGGGUGAGCGGUAUGACCUUGUAGAGGGCUACCCCAAAUCCCUGCAGGAGGAGCUGGGCAUUGAGGGACCACUGGAUGCUGCCUUUCACUGUGAAGGAUCCCCUGUCCUGUUUGCGGUCAAAGACGGGCAGCUUUUUGUGAUUGAGCUUGGCACACCAAAGGUCGUGAUGGUGCAGUACGUGUUGCCUUUCCCCAAAGUUGACGCAGGCAUGUGUGGCCCCAGUGGCGUCAAUUUGUUUGCAGGAGCAGAGAUCUUCAUGUAUCAGGCCCAGAUUUGGUUGAUCAGCAGAAACCCACCAGAGCCACACAAGCUAUCACUGGAAAUGUUUGGCUGUGACCACUAGGAGGCAGUAUGCCCACAGUAGGGGGAACCAGCCUACUUG